CCAACCGGACGCACAAGCUGCUCUGCGAUAACUCAACUUUCCCGCUUUUCCGGAAAUCGUAGGUUCAAUCGUUUCCGGAAAAGCGACCGGCUGAUUGGUUAAAGCGCGUCGUUUCUUAGCGCGCGUUGCACGCACGUUAGCGCGUACCAACGAGGGACGGGGGCCACUUAGCGUCCGAUCACCGUGGCGACGACGAACGUGCAACAACGUCGGACACUCGCGUGCGGAUAGUAGCCUGUCGCAUUGCACUAUUUAUAUACGCGAUGGGCGAACGAGCAUUUGUCUGUUUCCGCUACUGCCUGAUCGCCGGCGCGAUCCUCCUCGGUAUUUCUGGUGCGGUCGUGAGCAUAUUCGCCGGUUACUUUAUUUAUCAGCUGCAUGAAUAUGCGUCGCUUACACCUGAUAACGUAUGUGGCUCAGCCGCUACCUUGUUGGCCAUGGGCGUUAUCACUUGUGGAAUCGGCUGGUUCGUCUGGCAAUUUCUCAAUUUUUCCAACAGAGGUCAAGUUAUCAUUUUUGCCGUGACACUUACAACUAUCACUCUGAUCGAGACCAGUGUCGGAAUUUGGGCCUUGGUACGACACGAACAAGUGGACGCCUUACCGUCUACGCAACAUGACGAGAUCUUUGCCCUCGCAAUCACGGAUGAGAAAUCUACCUGGAAUCAUAUGCAGUCUACGUUACAAUGCUGCGGAAUAGACGGACCUUCCGAUUAUCGUGGCACAGAUGCGAUUCCUUGGUCAUGUUGCAACACAACGAACCUCGCAAAUGAUACUGAAGGCAUUUGCACUACUCUCUAUAAGCGAGGAUGUCAGCUCGUAGUAUUAAAUCGAACAAAAUCGAUCCUCCUUCACGUUUUUUUGCUUGCAUUGUGUUCCGUGCUGUUACAGGUUUUUUUCGUAGCGUGCACUACUUGUUAUGCCAGGAUCUAUAAAGAUAAAAUGGAUAGAAGAAGGGCAUCGGAAGUAGCCAAGCGCUUGUCUCUGCAAGAGCCGGAUACUAAGGAUAUUCUUUUAACAGGUCGAUCAAAAUAUUUGCACAAUUCUGACAAUUCCUAGCCAACGCCGCAAACCGCGAAAGACGAACAUGUGCGUCAUUUACAGAUGUUGCGUCACUGUGAUAUGCGAAAUACAUUUCGCGUGGUGACAAUAUCUACGAUAUAUAGGUAUACGACUGAUGCUGAUAUUGUUUCUGUCAUACAGAGUUCUAGAUCUGAAAAAAUAUUUUAGCAAAUAUUUUAUUCUUUAAACAAAUUUUCGAAUUGAUUUCUCUUCAGAUGUAAUAUCAAGAUCGCGUAAUUCGUUACAAUUUUCAACAUAAAUUUUUGUGAGAAAUAAAUCUCA
This is a messenger RNA of Camponotus floridanus (Florida carpenter ant), 1343 nucleotides long. RefSeq names its product tetraspanin-18. Gene Ontology annotation, cellular component: membrane. The record is from RefSeq and is a predicted model, not a curated record. The transcript is spliced from 5 exons. Lineage: Eukaryota; Metazoa; Arthropoda; Insecta; Hymenoptera; Formicidae. Bases 264 to 1058 code for a protein of 264 amino acids.